ACGAGAACCACACGUUUGCUUGUUUAACCGGUUCUCACCUUUCUUUACAAUCUACUAUUGUAUUAUAUAUACACACUAUAUAUAUACAUCAUAUAACAAAAACGUUGUCGCGUUUUAAAUCGCGAGCACUACGGACCGAUCGCAGCCAAACUGGCUGAGCGUAUCGGCUCCGCGUUAUUUAUACCGCGAUUUACUUAACAGUAUAUCAUUAAUUAGUAUUUUUAAUUAUUAUUUAUUUGUUUAUUUAUAGUAACGGUAACGGUGACGUGAUUGGAGUGAAAAUUAUUUAAAUAUAAUUUAGUACGAAAACUCAAAGGUGUUUUUUUUUUUAACGAGUGUUUAUUAAUUAUUUGACAAUAAUUAACGUAAAAAGCGAGUUCGUCGGGGUCUGUGUGAAACAAGAGCGCACAGAUACUGUCGAGAUGCUGACGGACAUGACACCAGCUGCGGCUGGUCAGCUUUAUCCGCAGCUUCAGUCCAUCACUAAAUCGCCCGCUCAUCAUAUGGAACAUCCCGGGCUUCGUGGCACCCCACUGGCGAUGCUCGCUGCACAAUGUAACAAAUUGAGCAACAAGAGCCCUCCGCCUUUGGCGGAUGCCGCAGUGGGGAAAGGUUUUCAUCCAUGGAAAAAGAGCCCGCAGAGCAGCGGGAGUUCACCGCAACACCCUGGAGGCGGCGGUUGUACCACAACAGGAGUCACCCAAAGGCCAACAGCGACUAGCAGCGCAGGGAGCACCGGCGGCGGAGGUGGCGGCGGCGGGUAUGCGAGAGCACCAGUCACAUCUUGUGCAUCCACGGCACCCCAGUAUGGUAGCGACUUGUACUUUCCGGGCACGGCGUCAGCACAACCAGCCAGUGACCCGCACCACCACCAGAGCAGUCUCCUCGGCAAAGUCGAGGGGGCAACGCUUGGUUCAGUAUACGGAAGACAUCCGUAUGAAUCAUGGCCAUUCAAUACAAUGCCUGGUGCAACUCAUGGUGGUAUAAAAGCCAGUGAUGGCUGGUGGGACGUACACGGUGCCGCAACAGGAGGUUGGCUCGACGUAAGCGGUACCGUUGGCGUUCACGCUCAAAUGGCAAAUUAUUCAGCAGACUACUCAACCAGUCUUGCUUUGGCUGGCAAUCAUUUACUGACAUCUGCCACCACAGCCAGUCACAAUCUACUACAAGAUACGUACAAGUCAAUGCUACCUGGUGGUCCACCUGGUUUUGGGCUGCACGCACAUCACGCAGCGACAACCGGCGCCGGGGGCGCCGGCAGUCCUCAAGGUGGCGCUGGUGCAGUAACACAAGCACCUUCGCCACGCUCGCAAAGACGAUACACCGGCAGAGCAACCUGUGACUGCCCGAAUUGCCAGGAAGCUGAGAGACUCGGUCCCGCCGGUGUCCACCUAAGGAAGAAGAACAUCCACAGCUGUCAUAUACCUGGUUGCGGCAAGGUCUACGGGAAGACAUCACAUCUGAAGGCCCACUUACGGUGGCACACUGCGGCACCUUCGAACCCACACCGGAGAAAAGAGAUUCGCCUGUCCGGUCUGCAACAAGCGGUUCAUGCGCAGCGACCAUCUCGCGAAGCACGUCAAGACCCACAGCAGCAGCAGCAGCAGCAGCGGCAGCAAGGGCAAGGGGGGAGCGGGGAGCUCCUCAGCCGAGUCCUGCUCAGACAGCGAGGACAACGGGAGCCAGCAGAGUCCCACUUCCAACAGCAGCACCACCUCGGUGGUGGUACCGGGAGUGGGCCAGGUAGUUCAAUCACAGGGGGGUCCACAACAACAACCGCCGGGCUCUCAGCAGCAGCAACAGCAGCAGGGCCUGGCGGUGGUGGGACCCCAGGUGGGUCAGGACGCCAACGUCACCUCCCAGACCACCACCGGUCACCAACAACCAACAGCUCCCAUGACCCCAAUGCAGAUGACACCUCCACCCUUGACCCCACACCAUCCCCACCACCCGCAUCUCCCGCCACUAAUGCAUCAUCCUCAUCAUCACGCAACCUCUGUAACAGCGGCAGUGCAUCAUCAUCCGCACGCGGGGAUGAGCAUGCACUGAGCCCGGUGGGGCCCGGAGCCGGUGGCUGCAAUAACGGUACCACAACGGCCCUGGGCUCCCCAUUAUCCUACCCACUCAACCUAAACCUCAUGCACCAGCAACAUCACACUGUCAAUGUCCUCACACAUCACCAAAUCAAUCAACACCACUUACAACAGCAACAACAACAGCAGCAACAACAACAACAACAACAACAAGCUCAACAACGCCACAAUCACUACCAACAACAACAACAACAACAACAGCAACAGCAACAGCAACAACAACGUCAAAACAACUCUUACACUCUUACACAGAAUCCUGGCACUCCUCAGACCCCCUCCCCUGCAUCUCCAGCACCUGUACAUAAUAUCUAAGUAUCCUACAUACACUAUUCUAAUAUGAUAAAAUAAUAGUAAUAAUAAUAAUAAUAUAUAUAUUGCACUUUAAUCACAAAAUACUUAUCGCCAUUGCUGGCACGUCCCUAUGCACACGUCAUUGUUUAUUAAUUAAUUGUUCUAAUUGUAAAUAUUAUACAUAGCGCGUGAAAUAAAAUAAUAUUAUAUUUAUAGUGAUAUAAUAUUGUAUAAAGACACACACGAUAUUUAGAAAACUUGAAAAGUUAUAAAUUUAAAUAUUACAUAUUAUUAUAUAUUUAAAAUCUAAAGUAAAUGCAAAAGUACAUAUAUAUAGUUGUACAAUAAUUGUCAUUGUCGAUAUGAUAUACGUGUUCGGUCGAUUCGACGCGAAUGUAUAAUUAAUCAAAUACACAUAUAUUUAUAUAAAUCAUAACACUAUAUAAAUAUAUAUGUAUAUAAUAUAAAUAUAAAUAUAUAAAUACAUAUAAAAGUAUAUAACGCGUCGAGGGUCGAUCUUCGAUGGGCUCUCGACCGGGUGGACGGUUUUUAAAAUAAUUUUUGUUAGACGAAUUUUAAUUUCGUAUUAGACUCCCCGUUGUUGUCAUAUUUCAGAUGAACGUGGAAUUUGUACUCGGAUGGAGCUUCAUAUCACGCCCACCCGUAUAUAAAUCUAAAAAGUA
Messenger RNA from Microplitis demolitor, 3067 nucleotides. It is a transcript of the gene Sp1, whose product is annotated as transcription factor Sp8. Gene Ontology annotation, biological process: microtubule-based process; regulation of transcription by RNA polymerase II. Lineage: Eukaryota; Metazoa; Arthropoda; Insecta; Hymenoptera; Braconidae. Gene Ontology annotation, cellular component: microtubule. The record is from RefSeq and is a predicted model, not a curated record. The coding region runs from base 423 to 2405 and encodes 660 amino acids. The transcript has 3 exons. Gene Ontology annotation, molecular function: GTP binding; DNA-binding transcription factor activity, RNA polymerase II-specific; RNA polymerase II cis-regulatory region sequence-specific DNA binding.